AUGGCAGACUCCAUGUGCGCGGGUGGCAGGGGGAAGACCUGCUCCUUCUUCGCGCUUACAGUUUACAACGAGGUUCCUGCCCUCCGACCCUGCAACACAGAGGGACAGAAAAACCCUCACCUACCCCCACAGCCAUCCAAGCCAGCGGCGAGCUGCACAGGCGAUUCGAGCAAGCAGGUGACAGCUGCUGCACUGAGGGGAUGGAACACCGUGCACCGAACAUUCCCGCCAGGGAUGACCAAGCCUGCUUCUUUAACCCCAAGCGAGAUACCCCUCCCUGCAAGAGGACCGACCUCAUACUCACCUCCCACCCAGCCUGCAACAAGACGACCCAGAAAGCAGCAAGCUCAUGCGGACAACACCCAGUUCCCUACCAUGGCUGACACCAGCCUCCAGAUGUCUAAAAGUGGCAAGCUCAACAUACCAUGGCUGCAACCCAAGGGAACCCAGUGA
Pelobates cultripes (western spadefoot toad) is the source of this 453-nucleotide messenger RNA. NCBI's taxonomy places the organism in Eukaryota, Metazoa, Chordata, Amphibia, Anura, Pelobatidae. The record is from the annotation of a GenBank genome assembly.